Porites evermanni is the source of this 7063-nucleotide messenger RNA. The record is from the annotation of a GenBank genome assembly. Lineage: Eukaryota; Metazoa; Cnidaria; Anthozoa; Scleractinia; Poritidae.
AUGGCGUCCAGAAGCGCUCUGCGGUGUGCGAAUUUACUCAGAGCAACAGUGACUAGGAGCGGCAGGAAAAGCGCAGUGGACGGUAUUUUCUCAAUAUUUUGGCUUUCGUUACUUUUAAGGGACCGUCGCUCUAAAGAGGACAAGAAGUUAUUUAAUCAGGGCUCGACGUUGCGACCCGUGGGGUCGCCAAUGCGACCAGCUUUUACUCAGUGGCGACUAAAUUUUCACGCCUGGUCGCCAACCUGGCCCCCAAGAUAGGUGACUUUCUUCUUUGGGUAAACGUACACUAAUGAUAAUUUGUUAUCCUUUACACAACUAACGGAUAGCUAACGGUUUUUCUAACGCUCUAACGUUUUGCCCAAACGCUCUAAUGGUUUGUCUAAACGUUUUAACGAUUUGUCUAAAGGCUUUAACGAUUUCUUCCAACACGCUAAUCUACGUUUACUUGAAAGAGGAUUGUGAAAUGAAUGAAUUCGACGGAAGACUUUAAUCGACUUUCGGACAAAUCGAUCGCAAUUCUCAACAGAUCGUCCCGUGUUUCUCCGGGAAUGACUUUAAGCGCAGCGAUAUUUAAAACAAUUUCUUUAAGUCGAACAUGUAUCUCGAUUGCGGACUCGAUAACAGAUUAAUCUGAUAAAAGGUCAAGCUAAUCGAAGCUAAUCGAGAACGAACAGCGCUUACUUCUCGAGCUUCGCAAUUCUUGUAAACAACUUUACGCAAAUUUCUGUUGAGCGUGACGACGCAAAUAAAAGCUCUGCCGUAUUUUAUUGACUUCUAAUUAAGUAAAGUUGAAGUCAUGCUGUUUGUCUAACAGACUUCUUGCAAAAUCAACUUCUUUGCCCGAAAACAUUAGCAACGUUUCCUCUUUCUGGUCUUUCUGGAGACUUUCGAUCACGUGUUAGGCAACCGCGCAAUAGAUGAAGUUUCACCGAUGUUCAGUUCUGAACAUGCAAAUACAUGGGACGCAAAACAAAUUUUGCAGAUUUUGUUCUUUCAUAACCCAAAUAAGUUUUUUUGUGAUUCCUGAAUUUUAUUUUUUUAAUGUGUAUUCCAUUUCCUGAACCUUAAGCUUGAAUACCUGUUUGAGGAGAUUUACGCUUGAGUGCGGAUUCAUUUUACAGAACACCGGCUGGUAAUCAAGCGUCAGCAAAAACCAUUCGAAAGAAAGUUCAAAGGAAGUCUAAACCAUUCAUUUUCUGUUAAGGCUAAGUUAAAGAUGUUAAGUUUAUUUUAUCCCAUUAGUUCUUAAAUAUAAUUUUUGGCGACUAGAAUACUUGUUCUGGCGACCAAAAAUGAAAACUUGGGGGCCAGUUGGCCCCAAGAUUUUUUUCUGAAAGUCGAGUACUGAAGUAUGUGCGCGAGCAAAAUGACGAGUUUAAUGCAACUAAUGUGCCAUGUAGGUUGAGUUUGAUCGUCCGGGUGAAUGUAGUCCUGAAUAGGACUGUUGUUGUUGACAGUGACUUCACCUACUUUUGAAAUGACUCAUGGGUUCAUACCUUUCACAAAAAAAAAUAAUGUGUUAUGUUUAACAAUAAAGAACGAAAAAAAUGCAAAUCCUGGCCAUUUCUGGAUGCAUUGUUUUAGCCACGAACAAUGAAUAUCGCAGACAGGACAUUUGUUCGUAAUUUUUUGGAUUUGGCCAAUUACCUUAGAUUAAAGAGAGGUUCAUAUAGAAAAUAACCAAAAAAAGUUAAUGUUUUUUCUCGUUCUACACUCUACAUUUGGCGUGUAAAUUCGUCACGUUGUCACGUAAACUCGUCAUUUUGUUCAUGCAUUCAGUUAGUUGUUUUCCUCUUUAGAGUGACCGUCCCCUAAAAGUAACGAAAGCCAAUAUUUUCUCAAUAGAAACUAUAAAUACUUUCUAGACUAAUUGAAAAUUGGUCCAAGUGCACCCUUGAAAUCUAUUAAAAUAGGUUCGUAUUUUUUCUCUUAUUUUGCUGACAUAACUUGCAUUUAUCCACAAUGAAGGCUUUGUCUCUGAAACUAGAGAUACGUGUCUCAAUAAAAUUUCUCCACAGACCAUACAUUAACUAUACAUACAUGUUUCAGCUGUAUUCAUACAAACAAAUUUAUAGUUUGUGUGAAAUAGUAUGAGAUUGCUGCAUGCAUAACAAAUGUAUGCUGCUGUGGGAAAAUCUUCCUGCUCAUCUUAAGUGUUAUCUUAAGAUAUCUUGUAUAUAUAUAUAUAUACAAGAUAUAUAUAUAUGUAUAUAUAUAGCUGUAUAUAUAUAUGUUAUCUUAAGAACUUUUAAACUUCACGAGUGACGUAAAACAGCUUGAAGAAAACUAGGAUUCCCAGGCUGUAUAGGGCGUUCCAUUUUUUAUCUGCACUCCACCUAAGGAUGACAGGUUUUUGAACAGGGGGUUUGGAUUUUUCUUCGAAGAAGCCGACAAAAUUUGGACCUUACGGACAAGUGUUUCAAAAGUGCCAACAAAGCGUGAAACCUUCAGAUUUCAUUUUUCUGGGCUUCCCUGCCACUUUAGCUCUUUUUUGGUGCAAAAAGAAUAAAUUUAACUGAACUGAACAGUAUGCAGAGUAUGGCAGAACUCAACAAGCUCUUACAAUAUUUACAAGUAUUUUUACCAGUACCGAAAGCAUGAAAGAAGACGACUUUGCCAGUAGACCACUAGGCCAAAAGUAUUCUUUUUUAAGAAAAUUCAAUUCAAUUCAACUUAACCUACUAUUCAAAAAAUAUACAUAACCACCAGUCUGCUGAGCAGGAGGUCACCUGUUUAAAUCCCAACUGCACCAACACUCAGGGUCUUUAAAUAACUGAGAAGAAAAUGCUGCCUUUGUGAUGACAUCUGCAAAUGGUUAGAAUUUCUAGUCUUCUCAGAUAAAGACAAAAAAACUGUAGGUCACAUCUCACAGUACUUUCACUUAUCUGGUUCUUGUGAGACGUAAAGGAACACACACCACUGUUCGAAAGGAAUAGGAGGCAUAGACCCUGGUGGUGUGGCCAAACUGUCUUGGGCUGGGUAGGUUCUUCAUAUAUAUAUAUAUCUGUCUGGAUUUCAUACAAGGUGCCUGUACUGAGUCCCUAGAUGGUCAAGUCCAAGGAGCCAUUACUCACCCUCCCCACCCAUGAAGCUUAUGACUAGUCAAUCACUUCCCUCAAGCUUUGCUAGUAGUGUUAUGAUUAUGAGUCAUCGCAUUGAUUUGGCUGGCCUAGCCUGUAGGCCACAGGAAAAAUUCUCUGACUUUGCACUGCUUUCUGACAUAAAACUCUAAUCAAAGUGACAAAAUCUCCCCUCCCUACCCCCCUUGUUUUCACACAAAACAAGGAAGCCACCCACCCAUGGAUAGGUCUGGGCCUGGGCUCUCAGCUGAAACCUAGCAAGACACUAAGCCCCCUGGUUUUUUUCCGACUACACUGGCUUGAACAUGGGCGAUGCCAGUGUUCAAGCGAAUACUUAGCAGGCAACUUUAAGCAAAAUCACACAGAUAUAUAAAUAUAGGGAUAACCUCAUGAUCCUCCUGGCUACCUGUAAACAGUGUAUGUAAGUACAUGUAUGUAUUUUUUAAAUAUAGGAUAAUGCCUAUGCUUUGAGGCAUUCUUUAAGGUAAUGACCGUGUACAUAGUUGCUAGGUGUAUUAUCAUGCAGUGAAACCUGUUCUACUUUUACUCAUUACCCCAUGUGUAUCCUACUUUAAUUCAAGGUCUCUACAUCAGUGGUGUAAAACUCCACAAGUUUCAAGGUGUUCACAGUAAUUCAAUGGUAGCUGGUAACCUUGUAAAAAAUAGGUAAGUCUUUUUGUUGUCUUUUUUUUUUUGUCGAAAAAUUUAAGUGGCUCAUGGUAAUUUCUUCUAAAUUUAUUUUAGACAAUAGACUUUGUACCAUAUUGUGCACACUUACAACCAUGAAACCUAAAAAAUCCAUCUUCUUGAGGGUGUCAAUGGAAUUAACUGUCUAUAUUUACUGACAACCAUGUGAAAAGAUGUUGCUUUUUUUUAGCAUUUACAGUUUAUAGAGGUCAAAUUUUCAACAUUUUUUAAUAAGAAUAAUAAUAGGUUUAAUGAACUUUAACCUUGUUUUAGAGGUUUUUUUAAUUACUGUUCGUUUUUGCUUUUUAUGUGAUUGAUACAUGUGAGCAGUAAGCUGUUUGUCCAAAAAGUAAUAAGUGUAGACACAUUUGUUUGCCAUCUUGUCCAUUUUCUUGAAUUAGAUGAGAAGUGCACGAAGCAGGGAUGGUUUGCUUUUUCAUUUGUUUCUGUCUUGCUUCCAUCUUGCCUUGUUGCUUUAAAAGGGUUAAAAUGUAGAGCUUUGGUAAUGAAAGUAAUUUCACAAACUUGUCGAUGUACCAUAUUCAUAUCAUGAGAAGAAAUUAAUGUUGCAGAGUAUACUCACCUUUGCAUAAUGUAUUGUUGCAGCCCAACUUAGGGUCCCACUUAUUUAAUGACCUUUUUUCAUUUACAACAGUUUUAAGACCUACACAACAACUGCACUAGUCGCAGCUCAGCUCUCUGCAAUCAGCCCUUUGGGUCCUCUUGGCAAUGUUGAUGUUCGUAGUCUUAGUAAUGGACCAGCAACUUCCUUGACAGAAGCCGGAGGAGAGGAAGAUGAUGAGCAAAAUUGUCCGCCCUCAUCAGGUACCUUAGGAAGUUCACAAGUUGGUGUGAUGUAUCAGAUUUUUAAACCGUUGUAUAGUCUCUUACUAGAUUUUAGUCAAAGUGGUACUGGCAUUGUACAGUGUAGAUAUCAUUAUUUAUUUGUGUUUGGCUUCUGUUUGCUGUAUUUCUCUCAGUGGUUUGAUACACUUGCACAAGGACCAGGUUUGAUGACAAGGCUUCAUUACAACUGAGAGACAAAUUUAAUUAAAGUAUCUUUCUUGUUUUCUAAAAUGCCGUAAGAAGAGUCGUGUAUAGAAGAGUAAUAACAUUAUGUAUUUUGUGAAUGAAGAUACGUGUAUGAUCGUUGCAGUGGUAAUUGCAAUUUAAGCAAUUGCUAAUUAUACUGAGAAAAAGUUCAGUACUUCAGCAGGAUUCAAACCCAUGGCCUAUUAGUGCUGCAGUGCUCUACCAAUUGAGCUAUGAAGACCCACGCACUGGGAGCAGACUAAUUUGUUGAGUUGAAUGAAACAUAUAAAGAUGUGAUGUAUUUUUGUCCAACAUACCAACUGAUUUGAAUAAUCACAGAUGUUAUUAAAGGCGUUCAAGAUGAAAUGCUAAAAAGUGGAAGCAGUGGUCAGAUAUUUGCUGUAGUUCAUAUAGGUAAGUAUCAUGACUGUGUCAGGUGCUUGGAAUAUUGAACAGUUCUUACUAGGCUACUGCUUACCAACAUUUGGUUGAGUUAAGCAAUUUUGAAGUAGUCUAUGAUGAACACAUCCAUUAUUAAAAGUUCCACUGGUGUAUUUCCUCUUUUGAAAUUUUAGAAAUUUGACCUUAUAUGACUGUGAGUGUUUUCAUUUUCAGGAGGAAGACAAUUUAAGAUUACCAUCAAUGAUACAAUAGUAAUCAACAGAAUUGAUGCAGACACUGGAGAGAGGAUACGCAUUGAAAAAGUUAGAUGAUUUAAUUAUGUCCUCUUUACCACUAAAACAACUUUUUAAUAACAUUUGAAUAACUACCGUCAGGUCUAUUCAUGAGUUACAGCUAUGACAGUGGUCAAUGUGAAAGCUGUUGUCACUGUGCAUGUUCCUUCUUAGAUUGUCUAUUUCUUUUACAUAUCCUUACAGUAAAGAUCUGUAAAUGCGUGUAAAUAUGUUUUCAAAUAAUUUUCAAACAAUAUUGUUGAUGUUAAUGCCUUAUAAACAGUGUAAAAUAAAGUUGAAGUUGAAGCUGGGGUAUGUAGGAUUAAGAUUACAAUGUACUAUCCUUUGUCCUUGGCUUACACCUUUGUUAGUGCAAGUUUGUGGAGGACUUGUUUACAGAAGUAGCCCACACCGCUUUGGGCAUCAGGAAUUGUCUAACGCCACUAGUGAUUUAGUUCUAAGAAGUGGGUGAAAUUAUUUUCAGUAUUUUCAGUGAGCCGAAAGGAUUGCAACUUAUUUGUGACUACAAAAUGAAAGACUACAACUAGAACACAUUCUUGAAGAUGUGAUGUUAUUUUAUUAUCUUCUUUUGAUUGUUUUGUAUGACAGGUUUUGAUGGUUGGAGGAGAAAACUUCUCCGUGAUAGGAACUCCUUUAGUUGCGUAAGUACAAAGUACCAAGCAAAGUAUGUCUAAACCAUUUGCCUAUUCUUUUCCUCAUAGGCAUUCAGGUAGUGGCGAGUACAUUAAAUUAUAUGCGUCGAGCGUAAGGGAAAAUAGGGGGGAAAAAAGAAGAGAAACCCGGCCAGGGGUGUGGAAACAAGCAAGCCUUUUCUUAGCCUGUGAGCAGGCUCAUUUGUACUAGUUGGGGAAAAUUUUGGCAUAGCUCCUCCGCCAAAAUUGUCCCCAAACUAGCACAAGUGAGCCUGCUCGCGGGCUGGCCUUUUCUGUAAUCCCUAGAAUUUUGCAGUUCUCAAAUGGAAAGGUUGCUCCUGUGCUAUGAACAUUUGCUUGGGUUACUGAGUGUCUUUUGGCAACACUUAAUGCAAUUCACUUACCUGAAACAUUCAGUGUACAUGUAUUUAUCAAGCACCAGGUCAAGAUACUGGAUAUUUGCCAAGUUCUUUUUUUACGUUUUUUUUUUCGACCACGACGAAAAAGAGAUCUAUAAAAGGUAAAUAGAAGAACGAAGCCUGUACAUUCAGCUAUCUUGACCGAACGGGUCUGGCCAAAAAACAAAAUAUAUUAUAUGGUCAAAUGCAAAGUAGGCGAUUCAAAAGGGGGCAGGAUAGGCCCAUCUUGGCCGCUUGGGUAGCCUAUCAGAAGAAAGGAUUCGCUUCAUCUUGCACACUUGUGGAGCCAGCUACAAAAUGACAAUAAAAUGGGUUAACAGGGUGUACGUUAGUUGUUAUAAUGCAAAGAGUUUCAACUCUGAUGCAUCUUGUUGUCGUUGAUUUCCUUUUUUGGUGUUUUUUUUUUUUACAGCAGAGACUUGGCAAGGAUUGAAGCUACUGUAGUGGAAAAAACCAAGUCACCAAAAGAAAUAGUUUUUAAAAAGAAAAGAAGGAAGGGGUACAAGAGAACUCAAGGU